AUGUCACCCAAGCUAUUGAAAGUAAUAGUUGUUGGCGAUUCUGGCGUUGGGAAAACUUCCCUCAUGCACCAGUUUGUCAACAAUAAAUUCUCCCAACAGUAUAAAGCCACCAUUGGAGCUGAUUUUCUAACAAAGGAGAUAACAUUGGACGGGGGCAAAAAGGUGACGUUGCAAAUUUGGGACACUGCUGGUCAAGAAAGGUUCCAAAGUUUAGGUGUUGCUUUUUACAGAGGUGCAGAUUGUUGCGUGUUAUGUUUUGAUGUUACCAAUGAAAAGUCUUUAAACAAUUUGACUAGUUGGAAAGAUGAAUUUUUGGUGCAACUGAAUGUAUCGAACCCUCAAGAUUUCCCAUUCAUCAUAAUUGGUAACAAGAUUGAUGUUGAUGACUCAAAAAAGAUUCCAAGUUUGCAAAAGAAAUUACACAAUAUAACUCAUAAUCAGUUGGGAGGAUUGAAUCAUCCAGUAUUUGAGACAAGUGCAAAAGAUGGUGUUAAUGUCGAAAGUGCGUUUGAGGUUGUUGCAAAGAUGGCUUUGCAACAGGAGGAGCUCAAUUCGGCUAAUGAUGUAAAUGAUGACUACAAUGAUGCAAUUAAUAUUCACUUGGAGUCUGAUUCAAGUUCUUGUGCUUGCUAA
This is a messenger RNA of Lodderomyces parapsilosis, 633 nucleotides long. It is a transcript of the gene YPT72, whose product is annotated as Rab family GTPase. The transcript has a single exon. Gene Ontology annotation, molecular function: GTP binding; GTPase activity. The record is from RefSeq and is a predicted model, not a curated record. Gene Ontology annotation, cellular component: fungal-type vacuole membrane; phagocytic vesicle; vacuole. The coding region runs from base 1 to 633 and encodes 210 amino acids. Gene Ontology annotation, biological process: regulation of vacuole fusion, non-autophagic. NCBI's taxonomy places the organism in Eukaryota, Fungi, Ascomycota, Pichiomycetes, Serinales, Debaryomycetaceae.